Messenger RNA from Meloidogyne enterolobii, 618 nucleotides. The record is from the annotation of a GenBank genome assembly. NCBI's taxonomy places the organism in Eukaryota, Metazoa, Nematoda, Chromadorea, Rhabditida, Meloidogynidae.
AAAAUAAUGUCUUUAGCCGAUUUUGUGAAUGAACAAAAGAACAAAUCAGGAAAUAGAAAUUAUUUUAAUGUGGCAACAUUUGGUUCUAAAGUCAGUAAAUCAUUCAACGGAUUCUUCAAAACAAGCGACAGUAUUGAUGACACGGAAAGAUUAACGAGUGAACCUGCACAGAAUGGACAGCUUCCUUCGAAUAGAAAUAGACGUACUGGUUGGAUGAGCUUUUCCUCCUCUUCUUCAACUUCAGUAAAUGGCCAAGUAACUGCAGAUGCUAAUCCAUGCGGACUUAGCCGUUUUCAACGCAUUGCAGCGUUUUUUCUUUGUUUGUUUGCUGCUGGAUUUUGUUUUACCACGGCAAUGAUGUUGUUACCAAUCUUAAUUAUUCAAACAAGAAAAUUUGCAGCUUUAAAUACCCUUGGUUCUGCUUUUUUUGUUGUCAGUUUUGGCUUUCUUUGGGGACCAGUUCCUUAUUUUAAAUUUCUCUUCUCUGAAUCUAGACGAUUAGUGACUGCUAUUUAUUUAAUCAGUGUGAUUACAACCCUUUAUACUUCUUUAUGGCUUAAAAGCACAGUUCUUACAAUUAUUGCUUCGAGUUUUGAGGCUUUUGCUUUAAUUUGGUAA